Molecule: messenger RNA, 1593 nt
Organism: Exophiala xenobiotica
Lineage: Eukaryota; Fungi; Ascomycota; Eurotiomycetes; Chaetothyriales; Herpotrichiellaceae
Exons: 1
Coding region: 1-1593 (530 amino acids)
Biological process (GO): polysaccharide biosynthetic process
Cellular component (GO): membrane
Molecular function (GO): acyltransferase activity, transferring groups other than amino-acyl groups
Source: RefSeq, a predicted model, not a curated record
AUGGCGGAAAAUGACCCUCCGAACGCACGAGAACGUGAUGGACAUGCCGAAGACAUUUUGUUGGAGGCUCCAACAGACGACGAUGAACCCAUCCACUUUCAGGUUCCGAAGGGAGGCGGGUAUGCCCCAGCUAUUCCUCUCGAAGUCCAAGACGAGGACGAUUAUGCCGAAAACAUUCCUCUCAUGGAUCGAGCAGAGGACGAGCGCUCAGAAUCCUCACAAUCCCCUAUAGCGGUCAAAAACCGUUCGCGUUAUUCCCGCUUCAAAGAAUGCGUGCACGCCGUUGGCCAGGUGCUCAAGUCCGCCCUACCGACCUACUGCGUACCAUCUCAGAUCUCGUCGCCGCGCGACAGUCCCACUGCAUAUCUCGACGCGCUCCGCGGCUACGCAGCGUUCUUCGUCUACAUCUUCCACCUGUAUGACCGACAAGGCGAGGUAACGUGGCGACGCUACCCAUUCGUAAGCACACUCUUCUCAGGAUCUGGCAUGGUAGCCGUAUUCUACGUCAUAUCCGGUUAUGCCCUGGGCUACGGCCUGCUUCUAAAUAUGCACAGAAGGGAAGAAGGCCCAAUGCUGCACAGCCUCGCGUCCUCCGCUUUCAGACGAUACAUGCGUCUGUACGGCAGUAGCGUCAUGGCCUUGCUCAUCACGCUUGUCCUUUUGCGCCUACGACUGUAUGACGGCGUAUAUUUCAUCCAGAUCUACCACAAGAACUUCGGUGCCCAGCUGCUGCACUGGUUCAACGAUGUCUUCAAAUUCUGCAAUCCGUUCUCCGCGAACGUGACGGAUCUGAAGGACAACCACCCGCUCUCCUCGGACUACCUACCACAGAUGUGGACCAUUCCCGUGGAAUUUCGUGGCAGCGUGUUCCUGUUUGCGUUUUGCACCGCCAUCUGCAAGUUGACGCCCCGCGCUCGCAUGCUGAUAAUGUGGCUUAUCAUUGUCGUCAGCUAUUGCUGGCAAGCGGUCUACAUUGCCGAGUUCACUGGCGGUCUUUUCAUCGCGCAAUUGUCGUUGUGUUGUCAUCCCGAGCGUGUCGCGGGCCCUCCGCAAUUGCCGACGAACAACGAUGAGAAGCCUGCUCAAGAUCAGUCAUUGAUCUCGAGGAUCACACAUGUCGCCAUCUUCAUCGUUGGCUUCCUUCUUCUAGGAGAAGUUGACGAUGGUCAGGCCGAGCUCCCUCUCUGGAAACAGUUCCCUUGGGCGUAUCUGAAUAAAGCUAUCCCGUUUUGGUGGCCGGAAACCGGACGUUAUGUCUUUUGGCUUGGAUGGGGCAGCUUGGCCCUCGUGUACUCGCUGGAGUUUUAUCCGGCCCUGCAGAGGCCACUUGGCUGGAAGAUCUCACGAUACCUGGGGGACAUCUCAUUUGGCCUCUACGCUAUGCAUGUCCCUUUCGGUAUGGGGAUCAAGCAACAGUUCCUGGACUCAUGGCGGCAAACACAUCUGGGUGAUUCCUUGUGGGCCUACAUGUUGAUGGCACUCAUCAUCACGGUCAUCGUAAUAACAGCCGCAGAUUAUUUCACAAAGAUCGACAGAGCGCUAGUUCGUUCUGCAAGGCGACUGCAAGAUAGAUUGUUCACUAUUUGGGAUUAG